Molecule: messenger RNA, 1898 nt
Organism: Alosa alosa (allis shad)
Lineage: Eukaryota; Metazoa; Chordata; Actinopteri; Clupeiformes; Clupeidae
Gene: gpr34b
Product: G protein-coupled receptor 34b
Exons: 2
Coding region: 97-1248 (383 amino acids)
Biological process (GO): G protein-coupled receptor signaling pathway
Cellular component (GO): membrane
Molecular function (GO): G protein-coupled purinergic nucleotide receptor activity
Source: RefSeq, a predicted model, not a curated record
GGAUUUCCUUUUUAUUUCUUUCAUCAGACAGACACACAUCUGCUCCAUGGAAAGAAUUCAUAGGGACUGAAAACAUCGCAUAUCUCUUUUCACACCAUGGAUACCACAAACUCUACAGGCUACCCCACUCCCUUCACAAGCAACAGCUCCUACGCACUGACCAGCACCACAGCAAUGUACCGCAGCCAAACCAUGACCGCUCCCGGCGCGCCAUGCAACAUUGAUGGCGGCGCCAUGCGGAUCCCGCUGGCCAUCUUCUACACACUCUUCUUCCUGUUUGGGUUGGUGGGUAACCUGCUGGCGCUGUGGGUGUUCCUGCGCGUGCACGACAAAAAGAACUCGGUGCGCGUGUUCCUCAUCAACGUGGCGCUGGCCGACCUACUGCUGGUCAUCUGCCUGCCCUUCCGCGUGAUGCAUCACGCCAACGGCAACCACUGGAUACUGGGGCCCGUGAUGUGCCGGGUGGUCGGGCACGCCUUCUACAUGAACAUGUACAUCAGCAUCACCCUGCUGGGGCUGAUCAGCGUUGACCGCUACCUGAAGAUCCACCGCUCCACCAGCCGCAAGCGCUUCAUGAGGGGCCGGUGGAGCUAUGUGGCCUGUGGGCUCCUUUGGUCCAUAGCUGGUGUCUGCGCCAUCAUCCUGAUCAGUGUUACGACGCACAAGGACGAGGGCAAGUGCUUCCACUACCGGCAAAUGUCAUCCAAGGGCCUGGCUUGCUUCAAGUACUUCCUGGUGGCGCUCUUCUGGCUGGUGUACGCGUCGCUGGUCAUCUCGUACCUCAAGAUCGGCAAGAUGCUGCAGCGGGCGUCCAAGGACAAGCCGGACCUGCCAAACGCGCAUAAGUACCGGCAGACGGCGCGCAAGUCCUUCUUCGUCCUCUUCCUGUUCACGGUCUGCUUUGUGCCCUACCACAUCGUGCGUGUCUUCUACAUCGCCUCGCAGCUCAGUGACACCCCCUGUGCCUGGCAGGACGCGGCGGACAAGGCCAACGAGGCCGCGCUCCUACUCUCGGCCUUCAACAGCUGCCUGGACCCUGUCAUGUACUUCCUGCUCUGCAGCUCCAUCCGCCGCACCACCCUGGAGAUCUUCCGGAAGCUCAUCCGCGAGCCCAACGUGGUUGUCAGCAGUGUGUCCAGCAGCGAGCUCGGCAGGAGCCAGCGUGAGCGACCGUCGCUGGCCAACAUCAACAGCGUCCACGCUCAGAGCGAGAGGAUGGUUAUUCAUACGCCAGUCAAGGGGAAAUAAGUUGCUCGACACAGUUGGGGAAAGCUGUUGAUAGCAUAUGCAGAUGCAGCUCCGAGAGACACAGUGGAGAGACCAGCCAGAGAGACGUGCAGUGAUUUCAGUAUCUCUCAAUUGUCUUGCCAGGGACUGAGAAAGAUGUAGAAAGCACUGGCAUCUUUCCUUAAUCUCAAGCCCAUCUGGUUGAACAUUUUUGGAACACUGGGGCCAAAUUAUAAUCUAUGUUUUCAGUAUAUGUGGAUGUAUAUUAUGUGUGGAGACAUGCAAAGGCCUAGGUUUUCAGAGGCAUUAGAGACGUCAGUCUGUUAUUGCUGUUCACAUUGGGCAAGAAAGUUGGAGAGAGGAACAGCCUCUGAGGGGCAAUGCAACACCUCGAAGAGCAAGAGAUGCAGAUUUGUUAUUUGUUCUCCUAUCUCAAUCACGUAACACUAAACAAACUCUAAAGCUGAGAGUUUAGCCUAAGCCUCAUUCUGGUCAUUUCUGUAUUUACACAGCAUGUGCUGUACGUAAGUCACAAUGACCCGAUUCUUCACAAAUGACUUAGCAUAAAGGCUUGUUUUACACAUUUAUACAUAAAAUAUUUUAUGUUUGAAUCCUAACUGUAUAUUUUGAGGGUCUGAUUUAGAAAAUGUUUGGAAAAGACAAUAUUUCUU